Molecule: messenger RNA, 990 nt
Organism: Nelumbo nucifera (sacred lotus)
Lineage: Eukaryota; Viridiplantae; Streptophyta; Magnoliopsida; Proteales; Nelumbonaceae
Source: RefSeq, a predicted model, not a curated record
AUGGAAGGGGUGAAAGGAACGGUGUGUAUUACAGGUGGAGCAGGGUACAUUGCCUCAUGGUUGAUCCAGAGACUCCUUCAACAGGGCUACUCUGAGACUGGAGCUUCAGAAAACACAUUGAAUGUGUUUUGGGCAUCUGUCAGUUCUUCAAGGUUACCUAUUAAUCCAUUUUCUUCUUUUUCAAAACCAGAGUUCGAGGAAGACGUAAAUCAUCUUAAAAUCCUACUGGGUGCAUCCGAGAAGCUCCAAAUCUUUGAAGCCAAUCUCGACAAACCCGACAGCUUUGAACCUGUAACCGAUGGCUGCAUAGGAGUCUUUCACGUCGCACAUCCCAUUGAUUUGGAAGGGAAGACUCCAUUGGACACUGUGCUUAAAACAUCAGUAGUGGGAACGCUAGGCAUCCUCAAGGCAUGCCUGAAUUGUAAGAUGGUGAGAAGAGUCAUUUACACUUCCUUUGCCUCGGGCUGCUUUUACCAUCAACAAGGACAUUGGGAGAUUGAAGAAAAAGUGUGGACAGAUGUGGAUUUCUUCAGGGCAUUUAAUCUUCCUGGCACUGCGUAUGCUGUUUCUAAGACCAUCAUAGAAAGGGAAGUUCUUCCGUUUGCUGAUGAACAUGGAUUAGAUGUUGUUACAGUGCUUCCUUCCAUGCUCAGAAUGUCUAGUGUUAGCACCGAUAGCCUUUUUGACCUAAGUGAGGAGUCCGUCGAGGCCGACGUGGGCACCUUGACCCAGGUCGAAGAGUUGGGUCCUGCUGGGGCAAGUGUUUUGGCUCAUGGUUCUGAUUCUAACCUGUCCAAGACGAACGCUUCAAGGCAAGAACACAAGGUUUUUGGGAAGGAAGCCUCAACUUUGUGCCGCUCUCGGGGGCUAGAUCGCUUCGGUCCUUCUGUCAUGAUGGCUGAAAGACUCCGGGCACUGGCUGCUCGCUACAAAUUUCUCGACGACCAUGUGUACAGCAUCCCCCCUAGGGAGGUAUCCUUGGGACCAUGA